Molecule: messenger RNA, 6741 nt
Organism: Trachemys scripta elegans
Lineage: Eukaryota; Metazoa; Chordata; Testudines; Emydidae
Gene: MCC
Product: MCC regulator of WNT signaling pathway
Exons: 19
Coding region: 77-3112 (1011 amino acids)
Biological process (GO): negative regulation of canonical Wnt signaling pathway
Cellular component (GO): cytoplasm
Molecular function (GO): calcium ion binding
Source: RefSeq, a predicted model, not a curated record
GGGGCGGGCUCGUGCGGACUGAGGGUCCCGAGCACCGCGGGUUGUGCUGCCUGCUCCUCCUCUUGAGCAGAGCCGCAUGAUGGCGGCAGCUGCGGCUGUGGUGGUGGAGGUGAGCGUGAGCAGCACCGGGAGUAGCAGCAGCGACACGUCCAGCACAGGCGAGGAGGAGAGGAUGAGGCGCCUCUUCCAGACCUGCGAUGGCGAUGGGGAUGGCUACAUCAGCAGGAAUGACUUGCUGAUGGUGUGCCGUCAGUUGAAUAUGGAGGAGUCUGUUGCUGAGAUCAUGCACCAACUAGGAGCAGAUGAAAAUGGGAAGAUUUCCUUUCGGGAUUUUACUCGGUGCCGCAUGCAGCUUGUGCGAGAAAUCAGGAAAGAGGAAGUGGAACUUUCCGUGAAAUCAGAUGACUCUUGUAAAAAGAAGUUGUUAAGGGACAGAAUAGCCUCCUGGCCAACGAGCAGUGAUAACAGUUUCGGUGCCUUAUCAGGUGCUAGAGAAAGCUGGGAAUAUGAUUCUGGUGCAAGAGACCUUCAGAGUCCUGACCUGCAGUGCCAUUCUACCCUACGGAAGCUCUUGGAGUAUGGAGGCAGCAGUAUAGGUCAACAAGCUGCUCUGCAGAAACUGCUAACGCAGGCCUCCAAUCUUAGCAACUCAGUUGGAGGAAGCUAUUUAGAGCUUGCCAACACUCUCCAUUUAGCAGCCCUGGCAUCACUAAAGGGAGAUAUAGUGGAGCUUAAUAAACGUCUGCAGCAAACAGAAAGGGAGCGGGACCUGCUGGAAAAAAAAUUAGCAAAGGCUCAGUGUGAACAGUCUCAUCUAAUGAGAGAGCAUGAAGACGUACAGGAGCGAACAACACUACGCUAUGAGGAACGAAUCACAGAGCUUCACAGCAUUAUCGCUGAAUUAAAUAAGAAGAUUGACCGACUACAAGGAACAACAAUAAGGGAGGAAGAUGAAUAUUCCGAACUACGAUCAGAGCUCAGCCAGAGCCAGCAUGAGGCUAACGAAGAUUCACGCAGCAUGGACCAGGAUCAGACUUCUGUUUCAGUACCAGAGAACCAGUCCACUAUGGUCACCGCUGACAUGGAUAACUGCAGUGACUUGAACUCCGAACUGCAGAGAGUGCUGACAGGGCUGGAGAAUGUAGUCUGUGGGAGGAAGAAGAGCAGUUGCAGUUUGUCUGUAGCAGAAGUGGACAGACACAUUGAACAACUCACCACUGCCAGCGAACAUUGUGAUCUAGCUAUUAAGACAGUAGAGGAGAUUGAGGGUGUGCUGGGACGGGAUCUUUAUCCAAACCUGUCUGAAGAGAGAUCUCGGUGGGAAAAGGAGCUGGCUGGCCUGAGGGAAGAAAAUGAGAGCCUCACUGCUAUGCUGUGCAGCAAAGAGGAGGAGCUGAACAGAACCAAGGCUACCAUGAACGCUAUCCGGGAAGAAAGGGACAGAUUGCGCAGAAGGGUUCGGGAACUGCAAACACGUUUACAGAGCAUCCAGGCAACAGGCCCAUCCAGUCCAGGUCGUCUCACUUCUGCAAACCGACCCGUGAACCCCAGUACUGGAGAACUGAGCACGAGCAGUAGCAGCAAUGACAUUCCCAUUGCCAAGAUUGCUGAACGAGUGAAGCUCUCAAAGACAAGGUCAGAGUCUUCAUCGUCUGACCGACCUGUCCUAGGAUCAGAAAUCAGCAGCAUAGGGGUAUCUAGCAGUGUGGCUGAGCACUUGGCCCAUUCUCUCCAAGACUGCUCCAACAUCCAGGAAAUCUUUCAGACGCUCUAUUCACAUGGAUCUGCUAUCUCUGAAAGCAAAAUCCGAGAGUUUGAAGUGGAAACAGAGAGGUUAAAUAGCCGUAUUGAGCACUUAAAAUCCCAGAAUGACUUGUUGACAAUAACGCUGGAGGAGUGCAAGAGCAAUGCUGAGAGGAUGAGCAUGCUGGUUGGGAAAUAUGAAUCCAAUGCCACGGCACUCAGACUUGCACUGCAGUACAGUGAACAGUGCAUAGAAGCAUACGAGCUGCUGCUGGCUUUGGCAGAAAGUGAACAGAGUCUCAUUCUUGGUCAAUUUAGAGCUGCAGGCGUUGGUUCUGUUGGGGACCAAACAGGUGAUGAGAACAUUACCCAGAUGCUCAAGAGAGCUCACGACUGCAGGAAGACAGCUGAGAAUGCAGCAAAAGCCCUGCUGAUGAAAUUAGACGGCAGCUGCGGGGGAGCCUAUGCGAUCACUGGCUGUAGCGUACAGCCCUGGGAGAGCCUGUCAUCCAACAGCCACACCAGCACUACCAGCUCAACUGCAAGUAGCUGUGAUACGGAGUUCACAAAAGAGGAUGAGCAGAGGUUGAAGGAUUACAUCCAGCAGCUGAAGAAUGACAGGGCAGCAGUCAAGCUGACCAUGUUGGAGCUGGAGAGCAUCCAUAUUGAUCCCCUUAGUUAUGAUGUCAAACCUCGUGGAGACAGCCAGAGGCUAGAUCUGGAAAAUGCAGUAUUGAUGCAGGAACUCAUGGCAAUGAAGGAGGAGAUGGCAGAGCUUAAGGCACAACUGUACCUGCUAGAGAAAGAGAAGAAAGCACUGGAGUUGAAACUCAGCACUCGAGAGGCCCAAGAACAGGCCUACCUAGUUCAUAUUGAGCACCUAAAGUCUGAAGUAGAAGAGCAAAAAGAACAGAAAAUGAGAUCCCUCAGCUCCACCAGUAGUGGCAGCAAAGACAAAUUGGGCAAGGAAUGCACAGAUGGGACCACAACACCAUUAACCCUAGCUGAGCUGAGACCAUACAACGACAGUGAACUGGCUGCAGAACUAACAAAUGCACUCAGACGAGAGAAGAAACUGAAAGGGAGAGUGCAAGAGUUAGUGAGUGCCUUAGAGAGACUCACGAAGAGCAGUGAAAUCAGACAUCAGCAGUCUGCAGAGUUUGUUAAUGACCUGAAAAGGGCAAACAGUAACCUUGUGGCAGCUUAUGAAAAAGCAAAGAAGAAGCAUCAAAACAAACUGAAGAAACUGGAGUCACAAAUGAUGGCCAUGGUUGAGAGGCAUGAGACUCAAGUGAGGAUGCUCAAACAAAGAAUAGCAUUGCUGGAGGAAGAGAACUCAAGACCUCACACCAAUGAAACUUCGCUUUAAAAUUAUAUAUAUGAUGACAAUUAGUGCCAUUAAAAACCAGUUUCUUUUUUUUUUUUUCUAUAACUGAUUUUAGGUAGUAAACACUAUUAAGGAUUUGAAACAUAACAGGCAUAGAUCAGCCUUGUGGCUUUGUCAAAUCAAACCAGGAGGAAUGGGGAGACUAUUUUAGCAAAGGAUUGUUUAUUGAUCACUGCUUGAAAUGGACAGUGUCUGAAGGUAAAGUUUCCAGUCAUUCACAGUACAUGUGAUUAUGUAUAUACACACACAUGCAGGAUUAUCACCCAUCCUCAAAUCCUAAUGGGUGGCAGUCCCUCCACUUUCAUUUUGAUCUUGAUGCAUUCCCUUGCUUUUAAUUUACUCCUCAGACAAUGCCAAAAUCGCACUUAUUCAGAUGCUUUUGUAUGUUUAGGCACAGAUUAAGCCAGUUUGAUAGAUCUCCCAGCCCCCAUGUUCUCUUUGUCCUGAAAUCUUGCAGUAUGAUUUGCUGUUACAUCUAUUGUAUGUAUAUGGUUGGUGAGGGGGAGGUGUGCAAGAUGACAGCCCGGUUUGUACCCUGCACCAAACUUGCAGUUCUCCCCACACAGCCCAGCAGAUGGAGGAGGAUCACUCCUGCUAAUUCAGAGAUGUUUUACCCAGACAGGAUUCCUGAUCACAGCAACUAGAAAGCUCUUGCUGCAAGUCUACAAUGCUGUUUUAUUUCUUAUGCCCUUACAGGCUGUAUGUAGCCACAUGCUUUCUAUUUACAGUGUGGGGGCCAAGAUUGGGUGGGAAGUUUUUGUCCUUCAUGUUACAGGGUAGUGCUGACAGUCAAUGUAGAAAAAGUUGGAUUUAUUUUUCUAAAAUACAUUACAUUAUAGACAAGGUUUUCCUCAAAGAAGCCUCUGUUAGGUGCAGAGUAUUAGAUCAGCAUAAUGUUCCAUUACACCUGUGUGUGACCAAGAGGCAGAAACCCUCUCUGCACUUGAGGGACUGUCUAAAAAGGUACUUAUUAUAAGGAAUGUACCUAUUCAAUAUUAAAAUAAAUGCACACGAAUGUGAGUAUACAUAGAUAGAUACACACAAAAUGAGUGAGCAAAUGGCUGGCUCUUAGUACAGUGUGAGUAGAAAUUAUAUGAACACAGCCUUCUGAUGGCUAUUGUAAAAUUACAUUUAUAGGCUAUUUGUUAGUAAGUUAGUGUUAUAAUGUGUGGACUUCUCUGUUCAAGCCAGUCCGUUUCUCAUGUCAUGCUAGCUAGCACAUGGUAAGACUGAAUGAGGCUAAGUGAAGCACAGAGAUCAGGUUGCCACCUCUAGGAAGCAGAAGGUGUAGUCUCAGACAUGGCACUCAUCCCAGCUCCUUUGGGCCUUGUUCACAGGACUUUUAAGUGCUCAGACAGUGAGAAAACAAAACAAACCACCCUCAUCAGUUUAAUCAACCUGGCAUCAGUUAACUUUAUUAUUAUUACUACAGUGCUAGUAUGUUUAGUAUUGAUCAAGAUUGAGGUGCUUUCCUUGGCAAAUAGAUUUUCAAAAGUCUGCUGUCAUUCCCACCUGUCACAGGAAUUUGUUGGUUUUUUUUUUUUUUGGUCUGUUUUGGGACUUGUCUAGAGUUUCCUAGACCUGUUUAAAGUGAUGUGAAUUUCUCUCUAAAAGCUUCUUUCGCUUUUAAAGUAUUUCCAAAGAGCUGUGGCCAUGGCUCUCUACCCUGAGUAAUCCUUGCCUAGACUAAGCCUUUGGCCUUCCUAGCUGGUAUCAUGCUUUGCUGCUCCCAGAUGUUAAGCAGGGACAAUAAGGGGAUUUGCUUUCAGGUUUUUAAGGAGCAGGUUAAAAACAGCUUUAGGUGAGAUUUAAACUUCAAUGGUUCUUAAUGCUGGUUUCCAAUGCUUUCAUUCCCUUCAGCAACUGCUGUUCUCUUUCCUUAAAAUCAGUGAAGGUUGAGUAGCAAAUCUGAAACAACAUAAGCUGCAACCAUGCCAAACCCAGCCUCUUGACUACACCAGCAUAAAUGAAAGAAACAGCAUUAUUUACAAAUGAAGGGCCACCUGGUAGAGCCCUGUUACCUGACUUGCAACCACAGGGAACUAACUUUGCUGGUGCUAAAGGAAUGUGUGCGCAACCCUACUUAGAAAUGAUAGUGUGAGAGAUGCACUAAGCCAGGUCCCACAGGUUCAAGGACUCUCAAGCCAUCAACUUUACCUCCUGGAGAUCAGCCCUACAUUAGGCAGCAGUGUUCAAGUCCUUAAGUCUGAUGGUGAGGGUUAAGUCUAGAUGGAAGUGGCUAGAUAAUAGGUCCAAAGCUGUAGUCCCCUUAUUCAGGCAAAGGGGUUCUGUUUAGUAGAGUAUUUACUGUUUUGAAUUAGGUAGAAGUUUUUAUAUGACCACACAGUCUAGGCUUGCCUUGUCGCUCUCCAAAAUUGUCCUGUGUAUAGACAAUUUUAUUAGGCAGGAAUAUUGAGCCAGAACUUUACUCAGAUUUCAAAGGGAUGAGGAAUGAUGUACAGGUUUCCCAACUCAUUUAAAUCACAAGGAUUACAUAUUAUUUUGUAAUGGUGCCAAUUUUAACCUGCCUUUUGAGUUUGUUUUUAGCAAUUUGUUUUAUUUCAAAUACAUUUUAAGAAUGCUAUAAAGAUGUAAAAUUUACAGCAAAUAAUCCAUAUCAAGGUGAUUAAAGAUAACCUACCCAACAUUUCUUCCAUGAUGAUGAGCAAGACAGUAUUUGCUUUGUCACAGCCUCUGCCAUGGAAUCUCCAACAGUUAAAAGGGAGAUGUGGGUACCUACAACGUACUGUUUCAUUUGUUAGUAUAUUAGAAAAGGGAGUGGGGAUAGGACCAAUAGGAAAUAGUGGUGAAAUAGCUUUACACCAAUCAAGAGUUUGUGUUCAAUGUUUUAGUGCUUCUUGUAAGAGGUUAAAAGUAGCAGUAGCCCUAGUUACAAAAAUGACCAUCUUAAAACAGUAAAUUCCAAAACCUAAUAUUUAAUUAUGCAACUGUUUGAAACACCAGCUUGAAGUAUUAUGUAGUCUUUAUCUGAACUGACAAGUGUGCAUUCUAUCUUCAGAAGUAACUUACAUCACCUGUAGACAUUGCCACCCAACUCCCACAAUUUAAAAAAAAACCUCAUUUGAGUUCAAUAGAUAAGUUAGGUUCUAUUUAUAAGAACCUAUUCAAUUCUCCUUCAGUCUCUUAACAGACAAGUGCAAGAGUAUUAAUUUGUAUCUUGUUCUUAUGACUUUUUAAAAAUUGAGUGUCAUACAGUGCAUGAAAUUUUAUAUUUCAUAUUGUUCUGAAAAAGUACUUUUCUAAUUAAAAAGGUAUAAAAAACCUUUACACCAGCUUGAAUGUAUUGUUAGUUAUUAGAAAGCACAUGUGACUAAGUUUGCAUUAACGUCAGUAUUCCACUGUUUAUACUGGAAGUUUUUCAUUUAAAAAUGUCACUUAACAUUGUACUAUAUGUUGUAAUUUUAGAGACUUUUCACCUAAUUGAUUUGCCUUAACCGUGUUCUGCUUUUUAGUUCCUUAGCUGCUGUAAAAUAGUUUUGUGUUUAUUUGAUAUAGAAUUGUAAAAACUGCAUUUAUUUAUACAGAGACAUUUAUAAUACUUUUUAUUUUACAAAUGUUCUUAUAUUCUGAAUAAAUAUUUCUAAUGCUAA